UUACAUCAUCAUCUGAUGAGAGAUACUCGUGAUAGAAACCGGCUUGCAAAUUUCUCGUCAACACUUUUAUUUGGUGGCUGGUAUCAUAGAUCUGUUUUCAAGGUGUUCUUAACGAACUUCGCUGGGUUUUGGAAAACAGAAUGUCCAGUAAAAAGCAUUUAUAGGUUGUGUUGACGUUUUGCUGCACGCACCGAAAAAUAUUUACAUCGGUUUCUUGUUUACAUCUGAAAGAAAUUUUGUGCUCUUGAGCUUUUUCGCGAUCAGACCAGGCAUGGGAUUCGGACUACAGCUGAAGCUUUUGCUUUGGAAAAAUUUCACUUUGAAAAAGCGGGCUCCGUUUACUGUACUGAUUGAAGUCCUUAAGCCUCUCGUUUUAUUCCUUAUUUUGAUGGGAAUUCGUUUCCGGCGAGAUCCCGAUUUCGUUCCUGAAGAGGUAUUUCCAGUAAGAGCCCUUCCUUCAUCAGGAAUCAUCCCUCUGCUUCAGCAGUUUUGUAAUAAUAGAGAUAAAGAUGAGCAUGGCUUCCCAUUACAUCCCAAUGCAAGUAUUGGUGCUGUUCUGGAUCAUAUUGCAGAAAUUCUCUCAUCUCCUGGUCUGUCCACUGCAGAUGACUUGAAAACACUGCCUCAGGAUUAUGAAAACUUUCAGAAGAACCUCAAAAAGCUAAUUUCACAUGCUCAGAAUGUUGAUAACUUCACAGUAAGGGAAAUUCUUACUGAUCCAGAUGUAAUUCAGCAGUUGAUGCAGAACAUGUCUAUCGCACCAACAGUGGCAGAAGGGUUACUUAACACAACAGUUAAUUCAAGAGAGCUGGCAAACUUCAUCAGUACUCAUAGAAAGGAGCUUUUCAAGCAGUCACUUCAACUAUACAACAAUUCCAAGUACAGUAACAGUGGAUUCUUACCGCUCAAACCUCCUUCUGGACCAGGCCUUAUUAGUCUCCUUCUGUUCGGUACUACGAGCAAGCUUAUGAAUCCUUUUACAAUGCCAUCUGCCCGUCCAUAUGCAGCUUCUUCUGAUUCCCCUAACAUGCCACUGAAUGCUUCGUCAUGUAAUACUACUGAGCUUGAGAAAGUGUUGAUACUCAAAAGUUCCAAUCAAAAGAAAGCACUUGAACAGUUAUGUCACCUAACACCACUGCAGGCACAGCUGCUAGCUGGCUAUCUUCAGCAUCAUGUGGACCACACAGCUGUUAUGCAGAAGCUUAAUGUAACCCGUGAAGACCUGAAGGAUUACAACAAGUCAUACACAAAACUGCAAGGAGAUUUGAAGAAUUUGACCGAGUUUGUGCACUUGGUACAAGAGGGAGUGGAGCUUGCGCAGUUGUUGCGUGUCAAUCUCUCCUUCACACAUCAUCUCCAAAACAAGACCAGGUGGGAGAAGAACAAAAUUUACCUACGAGAGAUGUGGAAGAAUCUCGGCCCAAUCAUCUGCGGCCCAGAUCCUGAUGCUCAACCCGAAAAGAAAGUGAUAGACCACAUGUAUGAUUACCGUUGCCGUACCAAGGCUUGUAAAACCCGAGCCAUGCGUCUCAUGCUGUACCUCUUGCUUCACAAUCCGAAAAUACUGUACUCCCCUAAUGGUACUGCGGCUGAUACAAUCAUCGAAAAGGCAAACAGAACAUUUUCAGACAUAGAAAAACUGAUACAUCUAGCCGAGCAAUGGUUGAACACGUCGAAAAGGAUUCGCGGCGUGUUACGGCAAAAUAACUCGCAGUACUACCUAGGACUUAUGUUGAACAACCAACAUAAAUGUCUUCAACGAUAUGACAACAAGGCUUACAACCUUACAGGGCAUAAACCUAGUGACAACUUCAGACAGUACAAAGGACUUGAUGAGCUGUUAACCCGCAGUUGCGAUAACACAAACCCAUUGAUCACUCAACUCGACGCUAUUGACAGUGUGGCUCGCCUGUGGUUGGAAAUGGCUUCACAUCUCAACCUUAACAUCUUCAAAGGUUUCAAAGAUGAGAGAUCUCUGCUGAAUUUUGCCCUAAAUAUUAAUAACUCCAAGAAUGGAGACACUUCUAAAGUCGUUGCAGGGAUCGUGUUCCUGAACAUAAAGGUGAAUUCCAGCCUGCCUCCUCACGUUAAAUACAAAAUUCGGAUGAAUGCUUCAUAUUUCACGCCCGCGACCGACAGCAUCCGUGAUCGCUACUGGAUGCCGGGGCCUCAGAGCUGGAAACAGCGUUACUAUGACUUGGGAUUUACCUGGCUUCAGGACCAGAUUGAGAGGGCUAUUAUUGAUCUGCAUGCCGGGCGAGAAGUUGUCAAACCGGCUGUCUACCUGCACGAGAUGCCGUAUCCUUGCUAUGUUAAAGACAAUUUUAUGUUCAUCAUCGAGCACAUGAUGCCUCUGUGUAUGACAGUGUCGUGGAUUUACACCGUAGCUCUGGCUGUACAAGCCAUUGUGUACGAGAAAGAACAGCGCCUGAAGGAGGUGAUGAAGAUGAUGGGUCUGUCUAAUGCUGUGCAUUGGGUGGCCUGGUUUAUCACCUCACUCUGUGUCAUGUCCAUCACUGUCUCUCUUCUGGUAAUAAUUCUCAAGUAUGGCAAGGUUUUGUACUACAGCGAUCCUGUUAUUAUCUGGUUGUUUCUCAUGACGUUUGCAGUGGUGACCAUUAUAUUCUGCUUUCUCAUCUCCGUGUUUUUUUCCAAAGCAAAGCUAGCGUCUGCUUGCGGCGGGAUAAUAUAUUUCUUGACCUAUCUUCCUUAUGUGUUUAUCUCCAUCCGAGAGGAGGCUGGUUUUGUGAACGUGUCCGGCAAAGAGAAAAUGGCCGCUAGUUUGCUCUCCACCUCAGCUUUCGGACUGGGAGCGAGGUACUUUGCCAUAUACGAAGAGGAAGGAGUCGGAGUGCAGUGGUCCAAUCUAGGAAAGAGUCCCAUCAAAGGAGAUGAUUUCAACCUGCUGACAGUUUUGAACUGCAUGUUGAUGGACGCUGUGAUAUAUGCCAUAAUGGUGUGGUAUAUAGAGGCUGUUCACCCAGGCUCGUACGGCCUUCCACGGCCCUGGUACUUUGUCUGUCAGCCUUCUUACUGGUUUGGUCACAACACGCAGGCUUGUCCUAAGAUGAGCCGUCAAACAUUUCAAAUGAUGACAGCGGAUGAGCUGGAGGAUGCACCUCAGGCGGAUGGAUUGUUGGCAUACGAGAGAGAACCUAUUCACCUGUCACUGGGUGUCACAAUAGAAAACCUUGUUAAGGUUUACAAAGAGGGAAAAAAACUGGCGGUUGACGGACUAACAUUGAAUCUUUACGAAGGACAAAUUACUUCUUUCCUCGGCCACAAUGGAGCAGGGAAAACGACGACCAUGUCAAUCUUGACAGGUUUGUUCCCGCCUACUGCUGGCACUGCCUACGUCUAUGGCUGUGACAUCAGAAAUGACAUGGAUAAGAUCCGGCGGAGCCUGGGAAUGUGUCCGCAGCACAAUGUUUUGUUUGACAGGAUGACAGUGGAUGAGCAUUUGUGGUUCUAUGCAAGACUUAAAGGAAUGCCAGAGCAAGAUGUCCAACGAGAGAUGGAUCAGCUUGUUAUGGACGUUGGACUGCCCACUAAACGCCACUGCGCCGUGGAGACCCUGAGUGGAGGCAUGAAGAGAAAGCUCUCCGUGGCCAUGGCCUUUGCAGCAGGGUCAAGAACUAUUAUCUUAGAUGAGCCCACUGCUGGUGUGGAUCCUUACGCUAGGAGGGCCAUAUGGGACCUUUUAAUUAAGUACAAGAAAGGUCGAACUAUCUUACUGUCCACGCACUUUAUGGACGAGGCAGACUUGUUAGGAGAUCGCAUCGCUAUCAUUUCCAACGGGAAGCUCCGCUGUGUAGGCUCACCGCUUUUCUUGAAGAGUCACUUUGGAGAUGGUUACCAUCUUACUCUGGUUAAGAAGCGUGACAGAACUCCCCAGGGGUCGAUAGUGAAUAUUCACAUGACACCCUCGGAAUCCAGCAAUGAACUGGAAACGAGCGAAACAAGAUCAAGUAAUAGUACUCUUCAUUCUGAUCAUUUGAGCAGUAGUGAAGACCAGGUGAAGAAGCUGACAAACUUCAUCAAGUCUCACGUGCCAGCAGCCAGGCUAGAACAGAACACUCAACAGGAACUCACCUUUAUCCUUCCUGACAACUCCGUCAAACGAGGAGGAUUUGAAAUUUUAUUCAGUGACUUGGAGAAGAAACAAUCUGAGCUGGGGGUUGAUAGUUUUGGACUGACUGACACUGCGCUUGAGGAGGUUUUCUUGAAGGUAACCGACAUUUCAUCGCGAGAUGAAUCAGAAGAACUCAAUUCUUCAAACCUUGAAAACUCCUCAAACCAUGCUGAGUCUUCUAGCACUAUGCUCAGCGGCGAACCCUCGAGACUAGGGGACGAGUGGGAAGAAGAUUUACUGAGGGAAGGAGAGAUUGAACUCGGCGACUUUUCAGGAGUUCGGUAUAAUGCGAGAGAACAACUGUUAAGCCCAGAGAUUCAAGAAGAGGCCGGCUAUCAAUAUCCUGAUCACACGCCGUUGAACGCAGCAUUCCAAGGUAUUGGUUCUCGUACACUCACUGGUGCUCCCCUAAAACUGCAGCAGUUCUACGCGCUGUUAAUAAAACGUUUCCACCAUGCUCGUCGAAACUUCAAAGGAGUCAUCUCUCAAAUCCUUUUACCUGCCAUUUUUAUCACCAUUGCUAUGGUGAUGGCUCUUUCGUUUCCCAAGUCCCCGGAUCAGCCUCCAUUGGAAUUAACUCCGUCCAUGUUCCCGCGGCCAAACUACAUCCCGUUUGCGAAUGAGGCUAAGGGAGUGAACCGCUUGGCGUCGCGACUGGACAAAACAUUGACUCUCCUCUCUGGGGUGGGAGCGACUUGUUGUCUGCAUUCGAUCAACCUGACGACCACAAACAUUAAACCUUCUAAGGAGAGUUUAGCCCAUUUGUUCAAUCAUUCGUGUUCGGUCUCGAUAAACAAAGUUUCUCAGGAUUAUUUCAAACCGUCCAACCUUAACUUGGAGUACAUUUACACAAACGGGUCCAAUGUGUCCCAUGCAGUGACCCACAAGGACACGGGUAGGGGAUGCCGGUGUUCCCCUAACAGGACGGCGUAUGUGUGUGACCGAGGAGCGGCCGGGCGGUAUCCUAAGGAACUGAUCACCAUUACAUUGGAUACAUUACAGAACAUUACGGGAAGAAAUAUUUCAAAAUACCUACUGUAUACUACGGAGACAUUUAGGCUCCACAGGUAUGGUGCUCUGUCCUUCGGUGAAGUUGUUAGUUUCGUUCCUCAGAAGUUGGACAAAGUUAAAAUGGCCUCUGUUAGACGAUUAGCUGUUAGAGAGGCUGUCAAGGCGUGGUACAAUAACAAGGGCUACCAUGCUAUGCCAACCUACUUGAAUGUUAUGAACAACGCCAUUCUACGGGCUUCUUUGGCAAAGGAGAAAGGAAAUCCCGCAGCAUAUGGUAUCACAGUGAUUAAUCAUCCCUUCAAUAAAACUGACUCCAAUCAGCUGUCGGCUAGAUACAUGCGUCAGGGUACAGACCUAGUGAUUGCGAUCUUUGUGAUAAUCGCCAUGUCGUUUGUACCGGCGAGUUUUGUCGUUUUUCUUGUAACCGAGAGAGCCUCCAAAGCUAAGCAUCUGCAGUUUGUAAGCGGCGUCGAUCCCGUCAUUUACUGGCUUUCUAACUACGUUUGGGACUUGUGUAACUACCUAAUCCCAGCGUGUGCCUGUAUCACUCUGCUGCAUGUGUUUAAAGUACCUGCCUACUCUUCGGAUACAAAUUUCCCGGCCGUUGUCUGCCUAUUCCUGCUUUACGGAUGGUCCAUCACUCCCAUCAUGUAUCCAGGAGCGUUCUAUUUCAGCGAAGCCAGCUCAGCGUACGUGUUUAUGAUAGUGGUUAACCUCUUUGUCGGAGUCACUGCCACCGUCACUACAUUUAUUCUGCAGCUUUUCCCGGAUGAUGUGGUGUUAACCAAAAUUUACGAAGCCUUGAGAAUUAUAAAUCUUGGAUUUCCUAACUAUUGCUUGGGACAUGGGCUUAUGGACCUCGCCUACAACCAGUAUUUGACAGAGUACUACACACAGAUAGGUGAAUACGAUAAGAUUCGGGAUCCCUUUGAAUGGCUCCUCACCACGCGUAAUCUGGCAUGCAUGGCUGUGGAAGGAAUAGUGUUUUUUAUUUUCACCGUGCUGAUAGAAUUCAGAUUCUUUGUGAAACGAAGACGAACGAACGUGUCCAAGGAGCCAGUGGAAGGCCUGGACGAGGACGUAGCAGCUGAGAAAGAAAGGGUUUUGAGUGGCGGUGCCAGUAGGGACCUUGUAAGGAUAGAAAACAUAACAAAGAUUUACUUUUCUAGAAAGCGUGGUAAACAUCUGGCUGUGGAUAGGCUCUGUUUAGGGGUACCUAAGGGAGAGUGUUUUGGUUUGCUCGGUGUUAAUGGAGCCGGAAAAACGAGUACAUUUAAGAUGUUAACCGGAGACACCUCCAUGACUUCAGGGAAUGCCUACAUUAACUCACACAGUAUUGUAUCUGAGAUGCAGAAAGUCCAUAACUGCAUGGGAUAUUGUCCUCAGUUCGACGCUCUCAUUGAUGAACUGACAGCGAAUGAACAACUGACGCUCUACGCACGGCUUAGAGGAGUUCCUGGAAACCAGUUGCAGUCAGUUGUAUCUUGGGCGCUUAAGAAGCUUUCACUGUCACGCUUUGCUAACAAACCCAGCAAAACGUACAGCGGAGGAAACAAAAGGAAACUUUCUACCGCCAUGGCUCUGAUUGGCAACCCGCCAAUAAUCUUCUUGGAUGAGCCCACCACGGGAAUGGAUCCACAUGCUCGGCGCUUUCUGUGGAAUUUGAUUCUGGACAUCAUUAAGGACGGCCGCUCAGUUAUCUUGACUUCACACAGUAUGGAGGAAUGUGAAGCACUGUGCACUCGCUUGGCCAUCAUGGUCAAUGGCCGCUUCAAGUGCCUUGGAAGCUGUCAACACCUGAAAAACAGGUUUGGGGAUGGUUACAUCAUCACGGUCCGUGUUCAGGGAGACCAACCCAAUUUGGAGCCUCUGUACCAGUUUUUCUCGGAAAAGUUCCCUCGUGCAACGUUGAAGGAACAUCAUCAUAACAUGGUUCAGUACCAACUCCCCUCGGGUGUCAUGGCACUCUCCGAGGUGUUUGGUCACAUCGAGUCGUCUUAUGAAGAGUUGACAAUCGAGGACUAUUCCGUCAGUCAGACAACGCUAGAUAACGUUUUUAUCAACUUUGCCCGUCAACAAACGGACGAAAUUGAUUACGACGACAAAUCGUUGUCGAUUGGAAGGACAGGGUCGAGAUUCAGAGUGCGUAGGCGCGCUGAGAGAUUGCGAGACAUUUGGUCUGACGAGGUGCGGUUCAGUGCUUUGGAAGAGGAAGAUGGUGAGCCUGGGGCAUAUGAUAAUGAUGAUGACGCUUGGGAAGUAACCUUUCCUGACCAGGCACGCCUUUCUUUUGGCACCUCCGCGAAUUUUUGAAGCUACAAACACUUCAAGUCUUAAGUGAUGAGCGAGGCUUGGUGAUUUCACAUUGUUUCAAGUUCCAAAAUAUUAUACGUACGAUUUGUUAGCGGUUCAUUGUUUUUCGAAUUUGUUGAUGAUGUUCAUGACUGCUAUCGCCCGACUUCCUUCACGGUCGGGAAAACAGGCGAAAAAUAUUUAACUGCCCUAUGAAUAUUAUUAUUUACCAUUUAUUUAUGUAUCUAAUAUAGGGUCUUGAUGUCGUUCAAAGUUGUAGAAUGAAAACAAAUUUGGGUAAUAUUGCUACACCCACUCGUUUGUCUUCCAGUACCCCAACGGGAAUUUGUAUAUUUGUAUCUAAGCGAAAUUGUAAUUUUAUCACGGUGAAUUUGCUAAAAGAGAAGAAAGAAAAAAUGGCCUUUAUCGAGAUUUUAUACAGUCCCAUAUAUAUAUAUAUAUAUAUCUUAUUAACCAAGCGCGAGGGCUGUACUGGGAGAAUAUCGGCCCGAGG
Molecule: messenger RNA, 7949 nt
Organism: Stylophora pistillata
Lineage: Eukaryota; Metazoa; Cnidaria; Anthozoa; Scleractinia; Pocilloporidae
Product: ATP-binding cassette sub-family A member 2
Biological process (GO): transmembrane transport; lipid transport
Cellular component (GO): membrane; intracellular membrane-bounded organelle
Molecular function (GO): ABC-type transporter activity; lipid carrier activity; ATP hydrolysis activity
Source: RefSeq, a predicted model, not a curated record